Molecule: messenger RNA, 2154 nt
Organism: Branchiostoma floridae (Florida lancelet)
Lineage: Eukaryota; Metazoa; Chordata; Leptocardii; Amphioxiformes; Branchiostomatidae
Product: gastrula zinc finger protein XlCGF57.1-like
Exons: 2
Coding region: 133-1998 (621 amino acids)
Biological process (GO): regulation of transcription by RNA polymerase II
Cellular component (GO): nucleus
Molecular function (GO): RNA polymerase II transcription regulatory region sequence-specific DNA binding; DNA-binding transcription factor activity, RNA polymerase II-specific
Source: RefSeq, a predicted model, not a curated record
GUAAAAGGGGUCAGAUUACCUGUCCGCCAUCUUGAUUUUCGGAAUAUCACGCACGAUUCGUUUUGCCUCCAGUUUGAGGCUGUUUUCAAGACAAUUCAGCACAUCAGUAAUUGAUCAACCCCGUAAACAGAAAUGGACCAGAAAAACAGUGAGAUUGCUAUGGACCCCAGGAACCAGACAAACAGCAGCGACAAAUCAGACACGGGGAAACAGAAGGAUGAAAAGGGGAACAUCCCAUAUGGGGAAAAGAUCGGAGAAGAAUCUGACCAUCCUAACCUACAGGGUCAACAAACAAAGCAGUUAGACAGGCUUCCGGUUAAACGCUUUGCGUGUACGAAAUGUGAUUAUCGGGCAGCCACAAAAACUGAACUAUUGAGGCACACGAGAAGACAUACUGGUGAGAAACCCUAUAAGUGUGGAGAGUGCGGAUACAGGACGGCCGAUAAAUCUGCCUUAACCGUGCACAUGAGAAAACAUACCGGUGAGAGACCCUAUAAGUGUGACCAGUGCGACUAUUCUGCUGCCGCGAAGGAUACUUUAGACCAACACAUGACUACACACACCGGAGAAAAGCCCUACAUGUGUGGAGAGUGUGGGUACAGGACGGCUGACAGGUCCCGCAUAUCUGUACAUAUGAGAACACAUACAGGUGUGAAACCCUACAAGUGUGACCAGUGUGACUAUUCUGCUGCACAAAAAUCCAAUUUAGACCAACAUAUGGCUAAGCACACCGGAGAAAAACCAUACAUGUGUGGGGAGUGUGGAUACAGGACGGCUGUCAGAUCUAACCUAUCUGCACACAUGAGAGUACAUACAGGCGAGAAACCUUAUAAGUGCGACAUGUGCGACUAUUCUGCUGCAAAGAAAGACCAUUUAGAGUCACACAUGACCAAGCACACCGGCGAAAAACGCUUCAUGUGUGUGGAGUGCGGAUACAGAACUGCUCACAUGUCUUACUUAACCGUACACAUGAGAACGCAUACAGGUGCGAAACCUUACAAGUGUGACCAGUGCGACUAUUCUGCUGCAGUGAAAAGCAGGUUAGACGUACAUAUGGCUAAACACACCGGAGAAAAACCAUACAUGUGCGGAGAGUGCGGCUACUGUACGGCUCAUAGGUCUUACUUAACCGUACACAUGAGAUCACAUACAGGUGACAAACCUUACAAGUGUGACCAGUGCGACUAUUCUACUGCACAGAAAUCAAAUUUAGACCGACACAUGGCUAUACACACCGGAGAAAAACCCUACAUGUGUGGAGAGUGCGGAUACAGGGUGGCUGACAAAUAUACCUUAACCGUACACAUGAGAACACAUACAGGUGUAAAACCCUAUAAAUGUGACCAGUGUGACUAUUCUGCUACAACGAAAUGCCACUUAGACCAACACAUGGUUAGACACACCGGAGAAAAGCCCUUCAUGUGUGGGGACUGCGGAUACAGGGCGGCUUUCAAAUCUAGCCUAUCCAAACAUAUGAGAAAACAUACAGGUGAGAAACCUUAUAAAUGUGACCAGUGCAACUUUUCUGCUGCACAGAAAGGAAAUUUAGACCAACACAUGGCUAAACACACCGGAGAAAAACCCUACAUGUGUGGGGAGUGUGGAUACAGAACUGCUCACAAGCCUAACCUAUCUCGACAUAUGAUCAAACAUACAGGUGAAAAACCUUUCGUUUGUGGGGAGUGUGGAUACAAAACGGCUGAGAAGUCUAAUUUAACAAUGCAUAUCAAAAGGCACAGGGGUGUGAAAGCUUACAAGUGUCACCAGUGCGACUAUUAUGCUGCAACGAAAGGCGAUUUAGACCAACACAUGGCUAAACACACCGGCGACAAGCCCUACCAGUGCGGAGAGUGUGGGUACAGAACUGCUCGCAGAUCUAACCUAACCGUACAUAUGAGAAAACAUACAGGCAAGAAACCUUACAAGUGUGACCAGUGUGACUAUUCUGUCACAGAUAAGAGGUGUUUAAACAAACACAUGGUCACACACGCCUCUUGAACAACAACAGUUUGUCUCCUCCAUGAACAAGUACGUUAGGCCUACACAUGGUCAAACAGUCUCAGAAAGACGGAAGAAACGAUGGGAAGACAACAUGGAGAAUGGACCGGGUAGAGUUAAGCAGAAGCCAUAAGAGCGGCGGAGAACAGAGACAGG